AGUGACUGACACAGUGGACAGACUUUGGUCCUUCUUUGACGAGCCGGGGAUGAGCUCUCUGCUGAUUUUGACGCGUUUUGGCGUAAAUACAGUUUUCAUCGCUUUUUGAGCCAAACGGGACGCCAGUUUUACGAGCGACAAGUCUCCUCUCCACUGAAAGCAAAGCACACAGUGGCACUCGGGAUACAGGCUGUGUGUAAGUGACUUUUUAUUAUUUGAUUUCGCAUCCAUUUCCUUUUCAAGAACAGCCGAAGCGAUGCCUGAGACGACGCAAGAGACUUCGGCCAAGGACUCGCCUUUCUUUAUAAAGAACCUGCUCAACUGUGACAGCAAACAGUCCAAACCUAAACCGGUGUUGACUGCCACGAAAACAGCAUUGGAAGGUGGCUUCUCCCUGUCACAGGUUGGAGACUUCAGCUUCCCACGCUUCGAGUUGCCCGCUCAGAGGUUCAGUCUCCCGGCGCACUAUCUGGAGCGCACCUCGGCGUGGUGGUACCCCUACACCCUGGGCACCGCAGCGCACCUGCAUAGAACGGAAGCGAGUGACAAACCCGUGGCCAGAGACUCGUCCCCGACUUCAGGCACAGACCGGGACUCUCCAGACCUUCUCCUCAAAACUGAACCGGACUCCAAAGACGAGGACGAUGAGGACGAGCACAACAACAGUAAGAGCGGAGACGAGAUCAUCCUGGAGGAGAGCGACGCGGAGGAGGCCCGCAAGGACGACACGGAGGACUGGAAGAAACGCGACGACGACAAGAAGCCGUGCCGCAAAAAGAAGACACGCACCGUGUUCUCCCGCAGCCAGGUGUUCCAGCUCGAGUCCACGUUUGACAUGAAGCGGUACCUGAGCAGCUCGGAGCGGGCAGGGCUGGCUGCGUCCCUUCAUCUCACCGAGACGCAGGUCAAAAUCUGGUUUCAGAACCGGAGGAACAAGUGGAAGAGGCAGCUGGCGGCGGAGCUGGAGGCCGCGAAUCUAAGCCACGCUGCAGCGCAGAGGAUUGUCCGGGUGCCCAUUCUUUACCACGAGAACUCUGCUUCAGAAAGUACGAAUGCAUCGGCCAGCGUGCCCGCCAGUCAGCCUCUGCUGACGUUCCCACACCCAGGCGUCUACUAUUCACACCCCAUAGUGACAUCCGUGCCGCUGCUUAGACCCGUGUGAAGAAGAUUAC
Molecule: messenger RNA, 1172 nt
Organism: Periophthalmus magnuspinnatus
Lineage: Eukaryota; Metazoa; Chordata; Actinopteri; Gobiiformes; Gobiidae
Gene: hmx3a
Product: H6 family homeobox 3a
Exons: 2
Coding region: 257-1162 (301 amino acids)
Biological process (GO): regulation of transcription by RNA polymerase II
Cellular component (GO): nucleus
Molecular function (GO): DNA-binding transcription factor activity, RNA polymerase II-specific; RNA polymerase II transcription regulatory region sequence-specific DNA binding
Source: RefSeq, a predicted model, not a curated record